Molecule: messenger RNA, 1240 nt
Organism: Sphaerulina musiva SO2202
Lineage: Eukaryota; Fungi; Ascomycota; Dothideomycetes; Mycosphaerellales; Mycosphaerellaceae
Product: kinase-like protein
Exons: 1
Coding region: 37-870 (277 amino acids)
Biological process (GO): protein phosphorylation
Cellular component (GO): cytoplasm
Molecular function (GO): ATP binding; protein serine/threonine kinase activity
Source: RefSeq, a predicted model, not a curated record
CUCCAGUUGAGCAUUCUUUCCCGCUACAUUGGUGCGAUGAACGCCAUAGAAGCCUCGCGAGCGGGCCGCGCCACGGUUAUCGUAGACUGGAGACCUCAGGGCGUCCGAGAUAUGCUCGCGUUCACCUCAAGUUUCAUUGGCCUCAUGGAAGAUGGAUGUUCUGUGCUCAAGUAUCCAUAUUACCCUAAUGACCGGGAGUCGAUGAAUGCCCUGCAAGAGGAGGCCUACCGCUACCGUUACCUUGGCCGACAUGAGAAUUUAGUUACGUUCAAAGAUAUGAGCGAUGACGGACUCGUUCUAGAGUACUGCGAGAAAGGAGCUCUGUGUGAUGUGGUCGGCGACCUGAACGAAGGCCAGAAGAUAGCUAUUGGAGAGCAGGUCGCUCGAGGGCUUGUCUAUCUUCACAGUCGAAACUAUAUCCACGGCGAUCUCAAUACUCAAAAUGUAUUCGUAACAUCUGACUGGACAGCAAAGAUUGGCGAUCUUCAAGGACAGCUCAAUGAUUCUGACGGGAAUGUCAAGAUUCCAGCGACUGCCGAGAACAACGCCAGGUCGCGUCUUCCAGGGCCGGGACCAGAUGACGACUUGUCAACUCAAAUGGACAUAUUUGCAUUUGGAACGUUGUUAUACCAUGUCUGGUAUGGUCAUCCGCCAUACCCAGAGCUAGAUGCUGUUCGCGAUGAAGUUGAAAUAGAGGGCAAAUAUAGCAGGGGGGAGUUUCCAGUCGAUAUGCAUGCCGGUGGCGUGGAGAAGAUCAUCUGGCGUUGCUGGAACUCGACAUACACCAGCGCAACCGAGAUCUUGGAGGAUAUCAGCUCCCUGGGCCAUCCGGAGCCCCAAGGAUCAGUCUCAAAUGCAGCUCGAGCUUGAUUAUGCGGAUGCAGGAUGAUGGAGAUAAUGGCACUGGGAAGAGGUGUAACUUUCCUCGAGCGUCGGACGAGAUAUAAGGUACUCACGGGAAAGGAUUGCGCCAUGAUGCGAGGGUGGCAGACGGAUUUCGGCCAGAGGAAAGUUUCUGUCGAGGUUUCGCCAGUACAGCGAAGGACUGGCGCCGGCCGCCAACCAGAUCGGAGUAUGCUAGUACGUGUGGGUAGGCAUUUCCUUGUUGGUCCAAUUGCGGUUGAUAUCUUCACUGUCUUCGACUCUUCAUCGACUCUCUGCUUGAUUACUCAGCGUUGACACGUGACUUUCAAACAUACGGUAACCCGUGAGACGAAGUCUGAUCCUACGGACCUUCAAA